Messenger RNA from Spirodela intermedia, 1134 nucleotides. NCBI's taxonomy places the organism in Eukaryota, Viridiplantae, Streptophyta, Magnoliopsida, Alismatales, Araceae. The record is from the annotation of a GenBank genome assembly.
AUGGCGGGCGAACUCCGGCAAACCACCGGAAGAGUUGCGGACGCAAUGGCCCUGCUGCUGUUAGUACUCACCCUCGCCAGCUUGUCGUCUCCUUCUCGGGCGACGGCGGGAUCGGUGGCUCGUGAGGUUCUUCUGCUGGGGCCAACGGCCUCCGGUCCCGAGAGCCUCGCCUUCGACCGCGCCGGCGGCGGCCCCUACACCGGCGUCGUCGACGGGCGCAUCCUCAAGUGGAGCCCCCAGCGUCGCCGUUGGUCUCCCUUCGCCGUCCCCCCGCGGGCGCCGUACGGGUGAUUGAGCCAGCUAGCUAGCGAGCCCACGUAAAAAUCGGAGGUUUCCGUACCAUACAUAGCGUAACCUUCUUCCUCUGCGGUGGACAGGGAGGGCGCAUGCAACGGGUCCGGCUUCUUCCAGCCGACGAGCAUCUGUGGGAGGCCGCUGGGCCUGCAGUUCCACCACGCCACGGGGCGUCUGUACAUCGCCGACGCCUUCUACGGCCUGCUGGCCGUCGGCCCGGAGGGAGGAGUGGCGGCGCAGGUGGCGGCCGGUGCGGAGGACCGCCCCUUCCGGUUCGCCAACGCCGUCGACGUCGACCAGGAGACCGGUGCCGUCUACUUCACCGACAGCAGCGCCCGCUUCGGCAUCAGGGACCACGCGCUGGCCGUCCUCUCCGGAGACACCACGGGGAGGCUACUGAGCUACCGGGAGGCAUCGGCGGCGCCGCCGCGGGUGCUGCUGCGGGGCUUGGCCUUCCCCAACGGCGUGGCCCUCGGCGGGGGCGGCGCCUUCGUGCUCGUGGCGGAGACCACCAGGUGCAGGGUGCUGAGGUACUGGCUGCGCGGCCGCGCCGCCGGGAGGGCGGAGGUGUUCGCGGAGCUUCCGGGGUACCCGGACAACAUAAGGAGGAGGGCUGCAGAAGAGGGGGGAUACUGGGUGGGGAUCAACAUGGGAAGGCUGCAGAAAGGGGCGGAGGGGUGUCCGGUGGCAGCGAGGCUGGGGGAGGAAGGGAGGGUGUUGGAGGUGGUGGAGGACUGCGCCGCCGUGGGGGCGGUUAGCGAGGUGGUGGAGACGCGGAGUGGGGAGCUGUGGAUCGGCUCCGUGGUGAGGCCGUAUGUUGAGGUCUUUAAGAAGAAGUGA